GCUGAUGUCAAAUGUCUUAGCAGAAGUUAUCAAGCAAUAUUAAGAGGUUACAAGUUUUGGUUUAAUCGGCUUUUUGAGUGUAUCUUAAUUUUGUUUGAAGUGUAUAUUGUUACGAAUAAGUUUGAUAAAUAUUUAAAGAAAAUGGCCAAGCCAGAUACAGAUUCUGAGGUAGAAAAAAAAGAUAAGAAGAAAGAAAAGGAGAAAUCAAAGGAACAUAAAAAACGUUCAGCAUCAGGUUCCAGUAGUAGUAGCCACAGCAGUUCUUCAGACAGCAGUUCGUCAAGUUCCAAAUCAUCUAGUAGCUCAAGCUCUGGUUCUAGCUCCCGUUCUAGUAGUUCUUCUUCAGAUUCAUCAUCAACUAGCAGCGAUCAUGAGCGAAGCAGACCUAAAAGAAGGUCAAGAUCUACCACAAAGCCUGCAGCAAAGGGUCGAGAUCACAAGGAGAAAGAGAAAGAUAAAGAAAAAGAUAGAAAAGAGGAAAAAGACAAAGAGAAGGUAGAACCUAAGAAAGAGGAGAAAGAAAAGGAAAAGAAAAUUUCUUCCCCUGUCAAAGAAAAAGAUGAUAGAAACCAUGCUAAAAAUAAAUCAAGGUCGAGAUCUCCAAGAAAACGUCGUCGUCGUUCUCCGACUCCUCGACCUACAAAGAUUCACAUUGGUCGUCUUACAAGAACAGUUAAUAAAGAUCAUAUUAUGGAAAUAUUUGGCACAUAUGGUACCAUCAAACAUGUUGAGUUUCCAAAGGACCUCACUCAUCCCCAUUUGGGUCGAAUGUUCUGUUAUGUUGAAUAUACUACUGCAGACGAAGCAGAGAAUGCAAUGAAGCACAUGGAUGGGGGACAAAUAGAUGGUCAAGAAAUAACUGCAGCACCUGUUCUUAUUCCUAAACCAAGACCUAUACCUCCAAGAAGAUCAUCUCCUCCAAUGCAUAUUAGAAGACACCCUCCCCACAGGAGGACUCCUCCAAGAUUUAGGAGAAGAUCUCCUCCAAGGCCCAUGAGAAGAAGUCCACCUAGACGAAGACCUCAUUCACGAAGUCCAGCACCAAGAAGAAGGAAGCAUUCUAGGUCGAGUUCUAGCAGUUCAAGAUAACUUUCUUCUUCAAUUUUUUUUGUAAUCAUUGGAAUAAUUAUAUAACAAUUUUAUAGAUUUGGAUUGGCAUUAAUAAAUGUAUGUAAAGCUUU
This is a messenger RNA of Leptinotarsa decemlineata (Colorado potato beetle), 1181 nucleotides long. RefSeq names its product RNA-binding protein S1 (gene RnpS1). The record is from RefSeq and is a predicted model, not a curated record. Gene Ontology annotation, biological process: mRNA splicing, via spliceosome. Gene Ontology annotation, cellular component: cytoplasm; ASAP complex; nucleoplasm. Gene Ontology annotation, molecular function: RNA binding. NCBI's taxonomy places the organism in Eukaryota, Metazoa, Arthropoda, Insecta, Coleoptera, Chrysomelidae.